AUUUCAAGGCCUCCUAGACCGGCUUCCGGUCCUACCGGAAGUGGCGGACGGAGGCCGGUGCAUCACGCUCCUGUGGAGGGCGAGGCGCUGCCGCCACCAUGGGCCGCGAGUUUGGGAAGCUGACCCGGGUGCGGCAUGUGAUCACCUACAGCUUGUCGCCCUUCGAGCAGCGCGCCUUCCCGCACUACUUCAGCAAGGGCGUCCCCAACGUGCUGCGCCGCAUUCAGGCGUCCAUCCUGCGCGUCGUGCCGCCAUUUGUCGCAUUUUAUCUUGUCUACACAUGGGGGACUGAGGAGUUUGAGAAAUCCAGGAGGAAGAAUCCAGCCACCUAUGAAAACGACCAAUGAGCAACUCAUCUGGAGGAUGGUGCCGUCUCUGAAUGACCCUUCUCUGGGAGAGGAGUCUACAUUGUAUAGUGUCUUCAAGACACAAUAAACUUCUUAUGGGCUGCAA
Molecule: messenger RNA, 453 nt
Organism: Eptesicus fuscus (big brown bat)
Lineage: Eukaryota; Metazoa; Chordata; Mammalia; Chiroptera; Vespertilionidae
Product: cytochrome b-c1 complex subunit 8
Exons: 3
Coding region: 99-347 (82 amino acids)
Biological process (GO): mitochondrial electron transport, ubiquinol to cytochrome c
Source: RefSeq, a predicted model, not a curated record